Messenger RNA from Pochonia chlamydosporia 170, 309 nucleotides. RefSeq lists its product as hypothetical. The record is from RefSeq and is a predicted model, not a curated record. The coding region runs from base 1 to 309 and encodes 102 amino acids. NCBI's taxonomy places the organism in Eukaryota, Fungi, Ascomycota, Sordariomycetes, Hypocreales, Clavicipitaceae. The transcript has a single exon.
AUGGCGGAUGAGGAAGUUGAAGAGGUCGGCAAUGGCGAUGGGGAUAUUAGGAAACAGCGUUCCGAUCAAGUGGUUAUGGGAUGUUCAAACAGCAAGGUGAGGAGGAAGACAAUGAGAAGAAAGAAAAAGCGUAAAUUGAGGAGAAACGAUCUGUGGAGUGACGACGACCCUAGGAGGAAAUUCCCACCAGAGCGGAACAGAGGGGUGUUGGGGCGAGGCGACACCCAGCUAGUGCAAAAAAGUCCUCUGCAUUCGAUAAACUGGAUGUGUAGUAGUUGUGCUCCUGAGAAACAAACGCAAGCACACUGA